AUGUCGAAGCAGGAAGAGAUAACAACCGAUUUCAAACCGAGCGAGACGUGGAGGAUCGUGAAAAACGUAGUCGUUAUCAGCUUAGCCUUCAUGGUUCAGUUUACAGCGUAUAAUGGUGCAGCAAAUUUACAAAGCUCUAUCAAUGCAGAAGCUGGUUUGGGUACGGCCUCCUUGGCCGCAGUAUAUGCAGGAUUGGUUUUCUCAAGUAUUUUUCUGCCCGUUAUUGUUAUCAAAUGGUUGGGCACGAAAUGGGCGAUGGUAUUGUCAUUCUUGUCUUACAUGCCAUACAUCGCUGCGCAGCUGCUGCCACGCUUCUGGACCUUGGUCCCCGCUGGCCUCAUUCUCGGCCUCGGUGCGGGUCCACUUUGGUGUUCCAAAUGUACUUAUUUAUCCGUGGUAUCAGUGGUUCAUAGCAAGAUUUCUAACAUUUCAUCCGAAGCUUUGCUCAGUCGUUUCCUUGGAGUGUUUUCUAUGAUCUUCCACCUGAAUCAAAUAUGGGGAAAUCUCAUCUCUUCUCUGGUUUUAUCGUCGGGCGAUAACGAGGCCGCAGUAACUGCGUUAAACGAGACUCUGAUUCCGAAGUUUUGUGGCGCUAACUUUUUACCUAGCGCUGAUGCUGGCGAAGCUUUGCAAACUCAACCGCCUGAGAGGAUUCAAAUGAUAGCUGGUUUAUAUUUAGUGUGCAUAGCUGGUGCUGCACUCAUUAGCGCAGUUGGAGUUGAUUCUAUGAAAAGGUACGACAAUGGCCGUUCGAGGUCCCACUCAGGUCAAUCUAGCUUGGCGCUUCUUGUUGCCACGAUGAAGCUGUUGGUAGAGCCCAAUCAAUUGAUGCUUAUCAUUAUAAACGUGUUCAUCGGCCUACAGCAGGCAUUCUUUGGCGCAGAUUUUUCAGCUGCGUUCGUUUCUUGCGCCAUCGGCACUGGUACAGUUGGCUUUGUGAUGAUGACGUACGGUGCUGCAGACGCAAUUGGAUGCGUAGUUUCAGGAUACUUAGCGAAGGUUACCGGCCGUUUACCCCUGUUGUGUACAGCUGCCUUAAUCCAGACUGGACUCUUCGUGGCUAUCCUAAUAUGGAGACCGCAUCACAACGAAGCGUACGCGUUGUACUCGUUAGCCGUACUGUGGGGUCUGUGUGACGCUUUGUGGGUAGUCCAAAUUAAAUCAUUCUACGGAGUGUUGUUCCUGGGUAGAGAAGAGGCAGCGUUUUCUAACUUUGUACUAUGGGAAUCUGUGGGAUAUAUUGUUGCAUACAUCAUAUCUCCACAUUUGAGAGCCAGCACUAAGACUUACUUACUUAUCGCGUUGUUGAUAAUAGGAGUCUCUCUCUACUUCGUUGUGGAAUACAGAAAUAGAAAGGCGAGGAAGAAGUUAGAAGAGAAGAAAAAAGAAUUGCAUACGAUUGGUUGUAAUAAUAUCGCGUUUCAAAACUUAGAUUGA
This is a messenger RNA of Parnassius apollo (apollo), 1437 nucleotides long. The record is from the annotation of a GenBank genome assembly. NCBI's taxonomy places the organism in Eukaryota, Metazoa, Arthropoda, Insecta, Lepidoptera, Papilionidae.